This is a messenger RNA of Bathycoccus prasinos, 1290 nucleotides long. RefSeq lists its product with no specific name. Gene Ontology annotation, molecular function: riboflavin kinase activity. Gene Ontology annotation, biological process: riboflavin biosynthetic process; FMN biosynthetic process. NCBI's taxonomy places the organism in Eukaryota, Viridiplantae, Chlorophyta, Mamiellophyceae, Mamiellales, Bathycoccaceae. The transcript has a single exon. The record is from RefSeq and is a predicted model, not a curated record. Bases 1 to 1290 code for a protein of 429 amino acids.
AUGCGCGAAAAUGAUGAGAACGAGUGCUGUUGCGUCAUCUUCGACUUAGACGGCACGUUAAUCAACACGGAAGCGAUCGUGGACGAGGCGGUCGUUUCGACGAUAAAAACGAUGAAAAAAUCAGUCAGCGAGCGCGAGAUAUUCGACGCCGCGGAGGACUGCAGAGGCCAAAGACCGUUGGAAGCGAGCGUGGAGUUGUGCGAAAAACUAAGUUUACACGACGUGGUAAAACCCGCGGAGUUGUUGACAAAAUGCGGGGAGAAGUUACAAUGGGACGGAAUCGAUAUACCGGACAUGCCCGGAGCGGUGAGAUUGUUGGAAUUUUUGAAGAGGAAGAAAGUACCGAUGGCGUUGGCGACGUCGACGAGCAGGAAAGAGCUCGAGAAAAAGAUGAAGAGCACCGGGAGGACGAGCGAUGAUGGUAAUCACAGAGGGGAUUUGCUGAGUUAUUUCGACGCGAUUUGUUGCGGGGAUGAAGUCGCGAAAGGGAAACCAGACCCGGAAAUAUUCCACUUGGCGAUGGAACGGUUAGGCGUGAAGAGAGAAGACGCGGGAAGGUGUUUGGUGUUUGAGGAUACGCCGCACGGAGUCUCCGCGGCCAAAGCGGCCGGGUGUUGUUGCGUCGCGGUGCCGAGCUUGAGGAGAGAAAAGUUCGACAUGUAUAAAGGCGCGGAUCGAGUGUAUCACUCGUUGAUGGACAUCGAGUUGGAAGAUUUUGGUUUGCCAAAGUUUGAGGAUUGGAAAGAGGUAAAGACGGUGGAAUUCGUCAAAGAGGACGGAGACGCGAGCUUGAGUAGUCAGACGCGUAAAUACGAAAGGUUUUUAAAGCUCGACGCGUUUUUAGAGUUAACUGGUCCAGUCAUUCGCGGUUUUGGACGCGGGAGUAAAAUGUUAGGAAUUCCAACCGCGAACCUCGACGUCGUGCCUUUGAAGCAGCAAAUAGACAAACUCGCGCCUGGGAUCUAUUUCGGCUUCGCCAAAAUCUCUUCUGGAAAACACAAAUCCACCGGCAUUCACCGAACGGUCAUGUCCAUCGGGUACAACCCUUUCUUCAACGAUAAGCGAAAAUCUAUCGAGCCGUGGUUACUCCGCGAAUUCGAGGAAGAUUUUUACGACGAGACCUUAUCCGUCCUCGUUUGCGCGUACGUUCGAGCCGAGUGUAAUUUCACGACGGUCGAAAAUCUCAUCGAGAGGAUUCGAAAAGACGCGAGAGUGUGCGAGGAAGCGUUGGAUUUAGAUUUAGUGGAAGGUUUAGACAGUUGGAAACAUUGGUUUGAGGAUGACGUGUAA